AUGGAAAUAUUUGUUUUUCCUGUAGAAGUGCAAUUGCCAGUUGGAAUUGUAGACAAACGCUAUCACUGUUGCCGCACACGCAACACCCUGAUCGGCAGCUCACCCGAUUAUACGUCAACGUGCCGUGUCCAAUCGCCUCCCCGAAAGGAAUCACCCGCAGGAAAAAAAAGAUUUGGUGAUAGUGAUGAUGAAUCUUCAGGUUUUGGAGGACGCAAAAAAAAAGGUAAGAAAUAUAAGCAAAAUUAUACGGAGCUUGUUUCCUUUGUAGCUGGUAGUAUUCAACAAUCUGGUAAAGAUAAAAAAGAAAGAGAAAAAGAAGAAACUAGGGAUGAUGAAACAGAAAAUGUGGGAAAUAAUAUAUCUUCAAAGUUUGAAUCACCACCAACAUUUAGUUAUGUUAUUGAUCGAAAAUUGACAGUCAUAGGAAUGAAAACGGUCUUCAAGGAACGGUCUCGAGUAAAUCCUAGAAUUAUGAACAAAGAAUUAGAAGAAUGGGAAAAACAUACUAAAGGAAUCGGUGCAAAACUUUUGCUCAAAAUGGGUUAUCAACCUGGACAUGGAUUAGGAAAAAAACUUCAAGGUAUUACAGCUCCAAUUGAAAUUAAUUUGAGAAAAGGAAGAGGAGCAUUAGAUAGUCCCAGUAAAGGCUAUAUGAAAACUUUUCUAAUUAAAAAUAUUGUUCCUAAAUUAAAAAUUACUUUACAAUCUUUUGUAAUUAAUCCACAUGACCAACAAUUAGACGAUUGGAAUUGGGUGAGUGUUUGGCCAGUAACCAUAGUAGUAGAUUUGCCUGACCAAUAUUUCUUCCCAAAAUGGCUUAAAACAUUUACCAUGUGGAUGAAUAUGAACCCAAAUCAAGAACAAAUAAGUAACUGGUAUACAGGAUGGAAGUCUUUAUUGCCUGCUAUUAUUGUGGAACAUCCAACAAUUAAAGGACAAUUUCAUUUGGCUUUGUAUAUUAUGAGCCAAGCAGUCGGAAGACUUUCUAUGCCAUUACCACCACCGCCGUCUUCAAUUCAAGGUGGUUUAGCUGAAGCUGUGUAUACUGCAUCACAGAUGCCUCAUGGUUUCAAAGAGUUAGUGCAAAAGCACUGUGAAGAACGAGGUAUUUUAUGGAUACCAAUUGCCAGUCGUUUUAGAGAAACUAAACAAGUCUACAAAUGUGGAGCAAAGCUUCAAGUAAAUAUUGAUUGUGGAGUUUUAUUUGUCAGUCAAGAUGGUAGAACUUUUACUCCUAUGUCUGUUCAGUCUAUGUUAGAACUGUGUGAAUAAAACUGUUUGAGUAUUUA
Sipha flava (yellow sugarcane aphid) is the source of this 1289-nucleotide messenger RNA. RefSeq names its product septin-interacting protein 1-like. Gene Ontology annotation, cellular component: U2-type post-mRNA release spliceosomal complex. Gene Ontology annotation, molecular function: nucleic acid binding. Gene Ontology annotation, biological process: spliceosomal complex disassembly. Lineage: Eukaryota; Metazoa; Arthropoda; Insecta; Hemiptera; Aphididae. The record is from RefSeq and is a predicted model, not a curated record.